This is a messenger RNA of Macaca mulatta (Rhesus monkey), 2542 nucleotides long. It is a transcript of the gene NHLH2, whose product is annotated as nescient helix-loop-helix 2. NCBI's taxonomy places the organism in Eukaryota, Metazoa, Chordata, Mammalia, Primates, Cercopithecidae. Gene Ontology annotation, biological process: regulation of transcription by RNA polymerase II. Gene Ontology annotation, molecular function: protein dimerization activity; DNA-binding transcription factor activity, RNA polymerase II-specific; RNA polymerase II cis-regulatory region sequence-specific DNA binding. The record is from RefSeq and is a predicted model, not a curated record.
CUCUUCCACCAUCUCCAGGCUGAAUCAAUUGGUACCAGGAGAGCCCAGAAGCCACACACGCAUCUCUGCCUCUUUGCCCUGGCUCUCCCACCCUCUUCCCGUCUUUCUCUGCUUCCUUGUCACUGUUACUCCAGGAGACGUUUACUUUUCACCAACCUUUCUCCAAGCAUCUCCAAGCCACUGACUAUAUAUAUUUUGCUACAAGAGACCUAGAAGAGGAAAAAAGGCACGAGACUUUUCAACACAUCGCUUAAAAAAAAUCAACAACGAAUUUCUUGAAAUGUUUGAGAACAAUUAAAAGGAAAACGCGUUUUUAAAAAAAUCUAUCAACUAAGUGAACAAUCAUUCAUAUCGUCUACAUCCUGAGAUAUUAUCGUCCCUCGCUGCGGACACCAGCGAGAUGACAGCUGCUUUUUCAUUUUUGAAUGUAAUAAAUAUUUGCUGCUUUUAAUAUUUUCUGGAAUCUCCCCUCGCUAUUCCCUGGCAUUUUAACUCUAAAGAUUGGAGAACAGAUUAUCAAAAAGGCUUUUGCAAGCCUCCAAAAUGAUGCUGAGUCCGGACCAAGCCGCAGAUUCGGACCAUCCCAGCUCCGCGCACUCGGAUCCGGAGUCCCUGGGCGGCACGGACACCAAGGUGCUGGGCAGCGUGUCGGACCUGGAGCCGGUGGAGGAGGCCGAGGGCGACGGCAAGGGCGGCAGCCGGGCCGCGCUCUACCCGCAUCCGCAGCAGCUGAGCCGCGAGGAGAAGCGCCGCCGCCGGCGCGCCACCGCCAAGUACCGCUCGGCCCACGCCACCCGCGAGCGCAUCCGCGUGGAAGCCUUCAACUUGGCCUUCGCCGAGCUCCGCAAAUUGCUGCCCACGCUGCCCCCGGACAAGAAGCUCUCCAAGAUCGAGAUCCUGCGCCUGGCCAUCUGCUACAUCUCCUAUCUCAACCAUGUCCUGGACGUGUAGGGCGGGGUGCGCCGCAGGGGGCCGCCUGUCCCGGUGUCCGCGAAACGCGACGGAUCCGGGUGGCCGCCGCUGGGGUGGCGGAGGCUGCGGUGGUCCAGCGAGACGGCCACCUCGAGAGACUCGGGCCGGGGAAGAAGCUCGCUACCUGUUCUCUCUGGUCAGCAGGGCAACAAGAGAAGGUUUCCGAUGCAGGCAGGUGGGGUUGUCUGGCGAGCCCGGGGGCUCGCAGGGGGGAUUUUUCAGGCCAGGAGAACCUCGUGGAGACACUCGAGAUGAGCCACCUCUGGGGCUCCCCAAGGGUUGUUGCUUUAACCCACUGGAGACUUUGAGUUCUCCUACGUUCAUCCGCCACAAAUCUUAAUGUGUUGAAAGAAUGAGGGCAGAAGUUCAGAGUAUGCAGGCUCAUAACUUUAGGCUAUCUGGAAUUUUUCUAAUGGACAAAUGACCAAACACUGGGGAGGAGGAGAGAGGAGGGAUCUCGCCCGUAGAGAUGGAAGGCACAGAAAGGUGCGACAGGAAACUUUCCUUUCUGUUGUGAAAAUAAAGAUUAUAUUAGAAUCCAAAUAAACCCUGAGUAUUUAGUAAGGUUAAAAAGACAAAUUGAGAACAAUUAGACACACUGUGUGAGGAUUUGAGCUUGGUGAGAUUUUAUCUCCAAGAUAUGACACCAAGGUAGACAGGAAAAUCCAUAUUUAAAUGGAAAAAUUUAAUAUCUGAUUGCUUUUGCAGGCGAAGUGCCCCUUUAUAUAUCCAAAAACAUCUAUUUGUGACCUUAAACAUGUGGACCCAUAGGUGCAGUUAGAAAAAGACAACCUAUUUUUAUUUAUGUUAGAAGGAGUAGAGUAUUUUUUUCAAGACAUUUAUUUUUCAGAGUGGUGAUACUUUUACUUUGGAUACUCUGUGCCAAUUUAUUUAUAGUCAAGUGUUUACACUUUUUCCUGUGGAAUAAUUAUGUCUAACUUUUUACGUGUUUGUUGAGAUUAUACUGUGGUCUUUCUUUCUGCUCUAAUUAUAUUGCACUUAUAUAACAAAUUUCCCACUUCUCCCUGUUUCUAAACAUAUUUUAUAUAUUAAGAUGUUUGUUCUUGAAAGGUUCUUUUGUUGUGAGAUCAGCAACACGAGCACUUCACUAUUAUAGUUUUUUAAAAAGUGUGUUAUUCUUAUCUGUAGUUAUGUCUGAGAAGUCCUUUACAAGCUGUUUAUAAGGAGAGUAGCUUCUUUGUGUGUGUGAUGUUUGUGCGUGUGAUGAAUUUAGGAAAUUAAGUUAUUUUCCUAAGAAAAAAAAGAAAAAGAGAAUUCAGAACUACUUUCCUCUGUGACACCAAAAAGAAAAGUCUAUAACCUGAAAAUGUUUCAUGUUCUCUGCUGUGAAACUCUUAAAACAAGGAGUGUAUUUUAGAGACAAGGGAAAAAAAACCACAUCUGCUAUCCAAAGAUUUUAGUCUUUUUCAGGGUUUUUUUGUGUCUCUGUUGCUUUAUAUAAUGCAAUAUUUUGUAGUGAAAAUAGAUAUAAUCUGGUUUCUAUCUGACGAGUUUUUCAUAUCUCAUGAAUGGUGCGCUGUUUUGCAUAUAAAUAAAGGUAUCAACUAAA